CACCCUCGAUGGGACAUCAACAAUGUCCCAACCAGAUCGUGCCCGCGAUCGCACAGCUCCUUGGUACUCGAUUCCAGCGCGCGAGAUCGUUACCGUUGAACAUCCAUGCGUGGUGCAGAACAUAGAUAAAGGAAUUCAAACCCUCGACGGGAAUGGCGGCAUUUCAAGGCUUCUGAACCCCCCUCGCCAAGAUGCAUCAAUCAGCCUAUUUCUAUGCCCUGAGGAUGGCAUGAGCAGGCCUUUGUCCUCCACCUGUAAUCCAGCAAACAACAUCUUGUUGAAGAUUACUGUCCCCAAGAGGACUGGUCGCAAGCGCAAACGUGGUUCGAAUGAGCCCUUUACCGGCAACGACCAUGAUGCUUCUGCAGGAGACUGUGGGUCUAUUCCUUCCAAUCCUCCAUCAACCUCCCGUGCUCUAUCCGCGCGGGCCUUGCUACGGCAACUCCAGGAUAGCGUGGGAAAAUAUGAGGUCGAAGCAGUUGGUCGCAUCGAGCGGAUGCAUGUAUUUCGUGGCAUGCCGGAUUUCGUCUACUCAACAACCUCCAGCCCGUUUAUGACGAAAUUCAGGGAGAAGGUCUUACCGUUCCGAUACGACAAACUCAAAGAGUUUCAAUUUGAUAUGACCAAAGGCUCUACCACAAACAUUGACAUCAUCCCGCCUCCCGCCCUAAGCCGCGGAGACGUCCCCUUCAACUACCUCUACCGCCAAAACCCCACCGUCAAGCAAUCAAUCGGCCCAUCGGGCGAAAUAACAACCACCAACACGCAGCAAAUCGUGAAAGUCCUCACACACCUCGUAGCCUGCGACGUCCCUUCGGUCCCCACCGGCCCCAGCGAAAACUGCCCGCCAAUCCACACCCUCGACCAAACGCUGCGGGAAACCAUUUCGAUCCUCCAAUCCCUUUUCGAAACCCGCGUGGCCUGGACCCGCCGCGGCCUACGAAACCACCUCGCCACCAACGAGCAGAAAUACGCCCUCCGCCUCGCCGUGCCGUACGUGGGAUACAUCUUCCGCUCGGGCCCGUGGCGUGACGCGAUUGUGAAAUUCGGCCACGACCCGCGCCUCGACCCCUCCUCCUGCGUCUAUCAGACAUUCAUGUUCCGCACGCUCCCAUCCAGCAUCACCGAGCAACUCGAUAACGACAACGGCAACGGCAACGGCAAUGACAAUAACAAUAACACUGCCCCCGCACCUGCGAACCAAACGACAACAAUAACAACAUCGAUAUCGAACAGACGCCAGACCCGCCCGCGCCUCUCCUCCGCCGUCCCCGCCGCCGAAACCACCCCCGCAACCCCCUCCCACAUCUUCACCGGCCAAGCCCCGCUGCCCCGCGACGGCAAGAUGUGGAUGAUCUGCGACAUCACCGACCCCAUCCUCGCCCGUCUCCUUAGUCCACCCACGCCCGCACAGCCAUCCCCGUCAGCAGAACCAACCUCCCCCACCCCCGCGCCCUCGCCCUGGCCCUGCGAUAUCCUCUCCUCCGGCUGGUACGGCAACGUCACCCUCGCCGUCGCCAAGACCAUCAUGCGCGCCAAGAUCCAGCACAUGCUCGAGACCGGCACGACGCCGCCGGCCGCGAUGGAAGCGGACUUCGCGCCGCUGCUGGCGUUUCCGGCGCGGGUGGGCGGGGAUGCGGAGGUGGGGAGGCGGUGUGCUGUUGAUGCUACUGCUGCUACUAAGGCGGGGCAGAGGGUUAGUGCGCGGUGUUUGUCCUUGGCGGCGGAGGUGAGGGCGAUGGUUCGGGGGGCGCCGGGGCGGAAGGUGUUUUUGGACAGGGGGCGGAUGGGAGGGGUGGGUGGUGGUGGUGGUGGUGGUGGUGAAAGGGAUGGGGGAGGGGAGGAGGGCGAGCGAAAUCAGGCCAAAAAGGUUAAGUGGGACGAUGAGGCUGCGGGAGGAGGAGAGGAGGAGGGGGAGGAGGACGACGAGGAGGGCGAGGAGGAGGGACAGGGAGAGGAGGACGAGGAGGAGGACGAAGGAGAAGAAGAAGAUGAUGACGUGGAGAUGUCCGGCAUGUAG
This is a messenger RNA of Histoplasma capsulatum G186AR, 2020 nucleotides long. Its product is annotated as transcription factor tfiiic complex a box associated subunit sfc1. Gene Ontology annotation, cellular component: transcription factor TFIIIC complex. The transcript has 5 exons. The record is from RefSeq and is a predicted model, not a curated record. The coding region runs from base 230 to 2020 and encodes 596 amino acids. Gene Ontology annotation, biological process: transcription initiation at RNA polymerase III promoter. NCBI's taxonomy places the organism in Eukaryota, Fungi, Ascomycota, Eurotiomycetes, Onygenales, Ajellomycetaceae.